Molecule: messenger RNA, 2037 nt
Organism: Ictalurus furcatus (blue catfish)
Lineage: Eukaryota; Metazoa; Chordata; Actinopteri; Siluriformes; Ictaluridae
Exons: 1
Coding region: 1-846 (281 amino acids)
Source: RefSeq, a predicted model, not a curated record
AUGGAGUCCUGCAGGGUUCCUCACCAUGUCCUGCUUUUAUUCAUCCUCAUGUUCAUCACAGUAUCUGUAUCAGCUCUCACUACUGUACAGGUGAAGUUUAAUCAGACUGCUGAUCUGCCCUGUGAACGGAAAUAUUCUGGUUUGGCCAAAUGGAAUCUGAUCGGUAACCGAGAUGAUGUAGUGGCUGAGUGUGAUCAGACAUCCUGCAGGUCAGUAAAGGAGGGAUUUAAAAUGUCCCAUGAUCAGUACCUGAAGGGAGAUCUCACCCUCACCAUCACUGCAGCUGAUGACAGUAAGAGGAACACGUACACGUGUCAGUGUGAUGACAAAGAAAUUGAUGUGCGUCUCAGUAUCGAGAUGUUGACAUCACUCGUUCAGAGAAACCCUGGUGAAGAUCUGAAGCUGGAUUUGCACGUAUCAGAGGGAGUGAAUGUGAUCUAUCAGGGUGAAGAUACAGCAGGUCUACAUAAUGAAGAGAUCUGCAGUGUGGAUAAAAGCUCACUACACUGUACAGAUGAAUACAGACCGAGAACAUCACUCUCUAACAUAGUUCUUACACUGAGAGGAGUAAAGUCCACUGAUGAUGGUGUUUACAUCGUCCAAGACACGAAGUAUAAUGAAGCUCUUCAUACUUACGCAGUAUCAGUGAGAAAUCAGCACAGAGAACAGCAUAGUGCUCUACCAGUGUGGGCGAUUAUCCUGAUAGUGAUGGUGGUGGUGGCUGUUGUUGGACUCUUUGUGAUAAUGAGGAAACUACUUAGGAACAGCAAGAUGAGCUCAGAACCGACACGGAAUAACAGUGAUAAACCUCUGGAUGAAGAUGAAGGUCUACACCUGGAUACAUGAGAGACAGCGCAGGAAUGAAGGACUUGCACAAAGAGACUCAGAAAUCUUCAGACCUCAUUUAUAAGAAGUGUGUACACAACCUCCCUCACAGAUUGAUUCUUUAUCUUUUCUUUUUUUGUGUGCUGUGCCAUAUUUUGUGUGCAGGUCCGAACUCCCGCCCAGAGUUUCCAGCCUGCCUUAGCCUGCCUUGCUCCUGCCUCCCAGGAUGACAUCACUGAGUGGCAACCAUAUCUGAAGAGGAAGAAGAGUGAGAAUAGUGUGGGAUGUUGGAGGUGGUUACGUGUAAUUUGUUGCUAGGAGAUUGUUUGGUUUGUGUUGUUUGCCCUUGUGGGGAUAUAACAAUUCUAUAUUCUGACUGCUGUUCUGGGUUUUGACUCUUGCCUUGGGGUUGACUCUGAUUUUGGUUGUUCCUGUAUCUGGUAAAUGAUAAUGAAUUGGGUUGAAUUUGUGGAUUUGAAUGUGUGUUAGAAAGACAUUGACAGAUUUACAUUAAACUUACCUCUAGACUUAAAUUAUUAUUAUUACCCCUAGACUUACGUUAUUAUUACGUAUUCUGAGUCAGUGGGUUUUUGGUUCUGUUCUUAAUACAGAAAAUCAUGUCAGUUCUUGUCCAUGGUAAUAACUUAUAUGCUACAGAUUGCACAGUAUACAGUACAGUUUGCACUGCACUUAUGCAUACAUAUUGAAAAGCACCGACAUUUUUUUUUUUUUUUUUAAACUUUAAGCACCUACUGAUUAAUGUCAUAGCAUGGAUAUAUUGCUCUUGGUUAAAAGUACAAAAAGUGCAAUUGUUGGUAGAAUAUACCCAGGUAUGAUACUUCCAGUGUUGUAAAUCUGCUUAUUAAAAUUAUAUAAGCCGUAGACCAGUGGUUUUCAAAGUGGGGUUUGUGAAGCAUUUCUACAUAAUUUACAUUGCAAUUAUUCAUACAAAUGUUUUAGUGUUUUUUUUAGAGCCAUCCUUAAUUUCUCACCCCUCAGUCGUUCUCUGCUCUCUUCCUACAAUACAUUGACAAAUAGUGUCAUGUUGGAUUUACGACAUCUAACGGGUUUUUCUUUUUUUCAUAAGCAAACAUACUGCAAAUAGACUCCUGUUGCUUCACUGUGGGUAUUAAUGGAUGUACCACUGGAUAUACGCAUGUCCUAAACUGAGAAGAAGGUGCAAUAAUAAACUUGAUCUCAUAAAAAAGCCAA